AUGCGUCGGGCGGUGUUUGGCGUUCUCAUGCCGCCGCUGCCACCGCACGACUCGCCUCUCGGGUUUGACGUGCGAUGGCAGGGCCUCUGCUGUCCAAAUGACGUGCAGCUCAGCGUCGAGCAGAGGACAGCAAACACUCACACGCAAGCAGGCACCACCAGACGCUCCCUCCAGCAGCAGAGCAGUCUCAAAGAAGCACGUGUGAUGUUUGACGUGACUGAUGACGAGAUCUCGCGCGAUCGCGAGUUGCUUCCUGAAGAUCCGGAGAAGGAUCAGACUGUGGUCGAGCCACAGGAGACCCCCUCCUCCACAUCCUCCUCCACCUCCAAGGAGGAGGUGAUAGUGGCGGAAUUCUUCAAUGACCUCCAGGACCAGUCCGCGGAGAAGGAGACUGCGCCCCCAGACCUCUCCCAACCCAGCUCGGUGGAGCCCCAGGAGGACACCGUAUCCACCGUGUCGGAUGCCUGCCCAGGUCCCUCCACCAGCAGGGGGGCUCUGCAAGAGGACCUCCCUCAAGGCCCCGAUGCAGAGGCCUCGUCGUUCCAGCCUCCUGGCCCCAUUUUCGCGUGGUCAUCCUCCUCGGCCUCCACCGAAUAUCUCCGCCUCUCCGCCACCCGCUCCUUCUCCCCCUCCUGCCUCUCCCUGAAUCCCUCCCCUUCCCCUCCUCACAAUCUUCACAAUGUGCAAGGGAAACUGGAGAACCUGAUGGCACUGCAGAACAAGCAGGUGGAGGACCGACAAGAAGAUCCGAUGAGCUUCCGCGCCCACCUCCAGCAUGUUGUGGUGAUGAAGAGGCAGCUACAGCAACUGAGCACCAGGCUCGGCGAACUAGAAGAGAUGUUGCUAGUAAAUUAAUACGAUUUGUUGUUGUUGUUUUUGAAUGUAUUUAUUUCAUUGUCAAUUGUU
Messenger RNA from Hemicordylus capensis (graceful crag lizard), 906 nucleotides. RefSeq lists its product as uncharacterized. NCBI's taxonomy places the organism in Eukaryota, Metazoa, Chordata, Lepidosauria, Squamata, Cordylidae. The record is from RefSeq and is a predicted model, not a curated record. The transcript has 7 exons. Bases 1 to 855 code for a protein of 284 amino acids.